AUAUAUAUAUACAUGAAUCCGUGUUAUCCACUCUUGACCAGAACUCCGGCAGUGAAAGAAGACUUGCGCCCGUGAUCUGAAGACCUUUGGGGGUCAAUACCAGAUCUAUUGGAAAGAGACAUCUUUGAAAUGAAUAAGGAAGAGGGACAACCUGCCACCCCGGCUGACUCUACCGGCUAUCCUCUAAAACCAUCUGCUCAACCAGGCAACGCUCCCAAUCCACCGGGCUACUCUACUUAUCCGUCCAAUUACUCUCCCAGUCCUCCUGGCUACCCUCCCAAUCCACAGGGUUCCCCUCCCAAUCCACAGGGUUCCCCUCCCAAUCCACAGGGCUACUCUCCUUAUCCGUCCAAUUACUCUUCCAGUCCUCCUGGCUACCCUCCCAAUCCACAGGGUUCCCCUCCCAAUCCACAGGGCUACCCUUCCUUUCCACCUGGCCAAGGGGUCAAUGCUCCCAAUACAGUUUCCAGCUAUGGCAUUGUUCAAACAACAUACUAUGGUGGCCAACCUCAACAUGGAGUCAUUGUAACGACCCAACCCAACGUGAUAGUCCUUCCUCAGCCGGUGUACAUGGACUACCUUGCCUGGUCUAUCCUGAACCUGAUUUUCUGCAACCUCAUUCUUGGCAUCCUGGCCGUAGUAUUCUCCUCCAAGACGCGGGAUGCCGCGAGACGCGGAGACUCCACCUCGGCCGCAAGUCACUCCCGAACGACCUUCAGCUUCAACGUGGCGGCCCUCGUCUUGGGUCUAGCGGGCCACAUCUGCUGGAUAGUCCUGUGUGUGAUAUAUUUUCCACGUAACUACCACUACUACUCCAACUACCAAUACUACGGCUAAGGACAAAGGACUUCGUAUCGCAUGCAUAGGCCGUCAUGUGUAACCUUUGUCUGUUGCAUAAUGAUUUUUUUUACUACAAAAAAAAAAAAAUGGUGGCUUCCUCCUUAUGCGUUCUUCUUUCAUAAAAUACUCUGGAAACCUGAGAGCUUCCUAUAGGGGGUGCUGCUGACCAAAGAGCAUGUGUGGUGCGCCCCCUAGUGGCCAUAAUUGCUUGUCAAAAGUCAUGUCUUCCUUUCUUACUAAUUAGAGCGUCUCUAAAUCCAAAAACAAAUAAAUAAAUAUAUUGCAGCUCACCA
This is a messenger RNA of Rana temporaria (common frog), 1133 nucleotides long. RefSeq names its product nascent polypeptide-associated complex subunit alpha, muscle-specific form-like. Lineage: Eukaryota; Metazoa; Chordata; Amphibia; Anura; Ranidae. The coding region runs from base 130 to 837 and encodes 235 amino acids. The record is from RefSeq and is a predicted model, not a curated record. The transcript has 2 exons. Gene Ontology annotation, cellular component: membrane.